AUGGCAAUGAUGUCGGCCGAAAGCCCCAAUCCUGUGGUUUCACAGCCGGUAGUUGACGGAACCCAUGCCUGCGCGAACUCGUUCAUCCCGAUGGAUAAGACCAAUGCGGACCAGAGAAAGCCAGAGCCUUGGUGUCAGGAUAACGGAGUCCGACGGUCGAAUCGUGCCGUAGCUAUGACAGGGAACGGCCAAGUCGAGCACGCAACGUUGAAGCUCAAUCUAGACCUGCCAUGCCCACUCAGCGAAUUUGCCAACGGCACGCUGCACAUCCCGGUUAGAGACAUGUGCGCCUGGGUCGACCGCCCGGUCGAGACACGCCACCAGGAGGCUCUACAACGGCAUGGCAAGAUUCCACGUCCGAUGAACUCAUUCAUGCUGUACCGGCUGGCGUACAGUGAUCGAGCGAAGUACUGGCUCGCCCACGAUGAUCAUCAGGCCAUCUCCAUCCUCACCGGACGGAGCUGGAAGAUGGAACCCCCUACAUCCGUAAGCAGUAUAAGACGCUCGCGGUGA
Aspergillus luchuensis is the source of this 513-nucleotide messenger RNA. RefSeq lists its product as uncharacterized. The record is from RefSeq and is a predicted model, not a curated record. The coding region runs from base 1 to 513 and encodes 170 amino acids. The transcript is spliced from 2 exons. Lineage: Eukaryota; Fungi; Ascomycota; Eurotiomycetes; Eurotiales; Aspergillaceae.